Gymnodraco acuticeps is the source of this 2185-nucleotide messenger RNA. RefSeq lists its product as uncharacterized. NCBI's taxonomy places the organism in Eukaryota, Metazoa, Chordata, Actinopteri, Perciformes, Bathydraconidae. The coding region runs from base 815 to 1462 and encodes 215 amino acids. The record is from RefSeq and is a predicted model, not a curated record. The transcript has 2 exons.
CUGGGCUGACCGGACGCAUGGGGAGAGCUGCCACUCGCACAUUUCAUUUGUCCACCACCGCAUCUUUUGUACUGCAUCACGGACUAUAUUAACUUCUGUGAGGAAAACGUCGUACCCACCAGGACUGUACGGUGUUUUCCCAACAACAAACCCUGGAUUACCCCUGGAAUAAAAGGCUCUCCUGAAGGACAAAAAGAGGGCCUUCAGAUCUGGCAACAGAGAGGAGCUGAAGACUGUACAGAGGGAGCUGAGGUGGAAAAUCAGAGAGGGGAAAAACAGCUACAGGAAGAGGAUGGAGGAACAGCUGCUGCAGAGGAACGUCAGUGGAGUCUGGAGAGGCCUGAAAACCAUCUCUGGCUACAAAGAGCCAGACUCCCAGGUCCGGGGGGACCACCCGAGUGGGCAAACGACGUGAAUAACUUCUUCAACAGAUUUGGAAGAAUCCGACCCAUCCCCCCCUGCUGCACCCCCCACUGCCCCCACUGCCUGGAAAUGGCCCUGUCAUCUCUCCCACCUCUACUCAACCCCGGUCAUCAGCUCACAGACACCUCUCACAUCAGCCCCUGGUUCUUCUCCACCCGCUGACGACACCUUGUCCUUCACAACCAACCAGGUGAGGAGGGAGCUGCAGAAGUGUAAGGCGAGGAAAGCGGCGGGUCCAGAUGGCAUCAGCUCGAGGCUUCUAUUCAACCUGAGACUGAAGCAAGGGAGGGUACCACAACUGUGGAAGACGUCCUGUGUGGUACCUGUGCCAAAGACCCCUCGCCCCAAGGAAUUCAACAGCUACCGGCCGGUGGCGCUGACAUCACAGCUGAUGAAGACCCUGGAGAGGCUGGUCCUUGGACACCUCCGGCCCAUUGUGGCACCAUCAAUGGACCCGCUGCAGUUCGCCUACCAGCCUGCCAUCGGGGUGGAUGACGCCGUCAUCUACCUACUGCAGAGGUCCCUCUCCCACCUGGAGAAGCCUGGGGGGGGCACUGUGAGGAUCAUGUUCUUUGAUUUCUCCAGUGCCUUCAACACCAUCCAGCCCCCGCUCCUGGGGGACAAGCUGCAGCUCUCGGGGGUGGAUCACCACCUCACCACCUGGAUCCUGGUCUAUCUCACCAACCGCCCACAGUACCUGAGGACCAGGGAGUGUCAAUCAGACACCAUCGUCAGCAGUACGGGGGCCCCUCAGGGGACGGUGCUGGCACCGUUUCUCUUCACCCUCUCCACUGCAGACUUCACCCACAACACUGCAACCUGUCAACUGCAGAAGUUCUCUGACAUCUCCGCCAUUGUUGGCCUCAUCACCAACGAGGACGACAGGGAGUACAGGGAGCUGACGCAGGACUUCAUCCUCUGGUGCCAGAGGAACCACCUCCAGCUCAACGCAGGGAAGACCAAGGAGCUGGUGGUGGUUUUCAGACGGUGCCAACACUCCCCCCCCAAUACCAGUGAACAUCCAGGGAGCGGACAUUGAAAUUGUGAAAUCUUACAAAUACCUGGGUGUUCAUCUGAACAAUAAACUGGACUGAUCAUUCAGCUGCUCUGUACAAGAAGGGACAGAGCAGACUCUUUCUGCUGAGGAGACUGAGGUAUUUUGGGGGGCAGGGGGCACUCCUUCAGACAUUCUAUGACUCUGUUGUGGCAUCAGCCAUUUUAUAUGGUGUGUCCUGCUGGGGCAGCAGCAUAUUGGCUGCUGACGGGAAGAGACUGAACAGACUGGUAAGGAAGGCCAGCUCUGUCCUGGGGAGUCCUCUGGACACUGUGGAGGUGGUGGGAGACAGGAGAAUGGCAGCCAAGCUGUCCUUCCUGCUGGACAAUAUGUCCCACCCCCUCCAGGACACCCUGUCCUCACUGUGCAGCUCCUUCAGCGAGGGGCUGCUGCACCCCUGCUGUCACACAGAGAGAUACCGCAGGUCCUUUCUUCCUGCAGUGGUUAGACUUUACAUCAUAUAAUAACUUAGUACUUUUUUCUUAACAUAAGUAAGCUUAAGCUGUCUGUGGCUCUUUCCUGCUGUAACGAUGCAAAUUUCCCGUCUAAUAAUUCUGAUUCUGACUCUGUUUCCUGCGUCUCCUAGUCGUACACUUAGAAAAAGUAACCAGAGCAAAGUCCAAUUUACUACACCUCGAAGAAGUUCUCGUAACGCUAACCCCUCGAUUCCACCGGGUCCGUCUGCGUCGCGGUUUUGGUCCGGCCUCC